UUUUUCCUUCUUAAGAUAAUUGCGGAUGGUCACCAUGCUUCCUCUGAAGUUUUUCGCUGCAGUUUGUUUUUCCCUCACCAUGGUUGUUGAGACUGUUUCUCUGAGAUGCCAGCACCAAUUCAGGUGCGGGAAAAUCCUCAUUAAAGUCAGAUACCCUCUUGGAGUAGAGGGCGAUCCUCGAGGCUGUGGUGACCCUGAUGUUCGACUCUCUUGCGAGCGCAAUCGUACUGUUUUGUACUUAGGACCCAAUUCCCAUAAAUAUUAUGUAGCUGAGGAAAGCAUCCACGGCAAACAUGAAAGCCCCUUAGAUUCGAUUCGCGUAAUCGAUCCUGAGCUGCAGAAGAACAACUGCUCCACCAUUCCACUUUACUCAAAUGUUUAUCCUUUUUUUUCUUAUAGUGAUUUUAUGCUGCAUUAUGGCGAUAAUCAAAUGCUAUUUGUGAUGGUGACUUGCAAGAAACCAGUUGUAGCUCCUCUAUACGUCGACACUGCUCCUUGUGUAACUGCCAAAGAAUUAUCAAACCUUGAGGGUGCGGAAAGCAAUUAUAGUUAUGUUGUAGUUGGCAAAAGAGCUAGUGAUCUGGUGGCUUCUGAUAUUGAAGAGACAUGUACCAUACACAAAGUCAUGUAUUCACGAUUUCAGCACUUUCUUAUUGAUAGCACAAGGAAUAUUUCCUUCAAGGACAUCCAUGACGCCAUGGCAUCUGGUUUUGAGCUUGAAUAUGGGAGAUAUUUCAACAUGUGUAAGAGAUCAAUUCCCAGUAAGUGCAUCAUUAAUUUAAUUGUUCAUAUUAGUCCUCAAUCUCAAACCGAUUCAUAUUCCAGCUUGUAUUGUGAUAAUUAGUUGGGUAAAUUAUUACUGAUCUCUUGCAGUUUCUCAUAUUAUCUCACAUGAUCGUCUAACAUUUCACAACCUCCAUGUAAACGUCCUGUAGUUUUAGGUAAAGUGAAGUUUGGCAAAAAGCAACAUUCUUAAUGUUGUUAGUUAAAAUGUUAGGAUUAUCCUUAUGU
Messenger RNA from Coffea arabica (coffee), 1011 nucleotides. The record is from RefSeq and is a predicted model, not a curated record. Lineage: Eukaryota; Viridiplantae; Streptophyta; Magnoliopsida; Gentianales; Rubiaceae.